CUACAUCUGGGGGUGGAGCACACAUUGUAUCUGUUUUGUGAUUGCAUUAGUGUUACUUUUCCAACUCUGGAGAAAAAAUAAGCAGCCCAUUGUUGUUGCAGUUAUAGUAUGACAGAGAACAGAUCAACCAAAGAAAGAACGCUGAAGCCUCUAGCAAUGGUUUCUUUUCACCUGGCAUUGCUUUGUGUUUUAUUUAAUCUGGAUUCAGCUGAAGCCCAGAAUGGUGGUGAAAGGGCGAUACAACCUUGGCUAACAGGAAUCAUUGCUGUGAUAGUGUUCCUCAUCCUUGUAUUCAUUGCUUUUCUGAUUAAUCGGAUGUGGUGUGAAAAUAAGGAGGAGACCAAUGAACUUGAGGUGACAGGAACGUACACUACGACUGAACAUGUAAAUACCAACAACAUGCAAUGUAAUGAAAAUGAAUAUGCAAAUGACAAAUCUAUGCAACAUAAUGAGAAUCGAUAUGCAAGCAUUAAUGGUGUGCAAAGUAAUGAGUAUUAUACCUUGAAGGAAACUAUGAGAUCCACAGAACAUUCAAAUGCUUAUGACAACAUUAUGGCAGAGGAGGAAGUUGGAAAUGUUAUUGUUACUGCUAUGUAAUCCCCUGGUAUAAACUGUCUACUCUUCAGAGCUGAAAUGAAUAUAUAUCUGAGCUUUCAUGGAAAAUACUGAAAUAAUUAUGUCUGAGGCACAAAAUGAGUCAAAUUCCAUAAAAGUGCAUCUGUAUGAUCUUUCUUCUGCUUGAUUUUUAAAUUUGCUUAAUUGCUACAAUUAUUAAAUUAAUGACUGUAGCCCCCUUCGAUCAAAAGUGACUUUAUAACGGCUUCUUUGCUUUCACCAGAAAGCUGGCAUCCAAACUAAUUUUGUGGUACUUGUAGGUCUAUGGAGGAUAUGUGUCAUCUUUUUACACACUCUGACACCAAAUGGUAACCCAGUAACUCCUGUUCGCAAUGUUUACUGUUUCUAGUACUGUUUGCUGCAGAUAUGGAUUUAUAGACUUUGUGAAUGUAUAAUGGUGGCUAUAUGUCACUGCAUUCACUAUUGUGUACAUGUGCACUGAACUGUUUCUUAGAUCACACUAGACCUCCUAGACUUAGCCUUCUGUCACUUUUCAAGUCCUCAGUUGCACGUUUCUUAACAGACACAGAAGUGCCUCAGUCUUGAUUUAAAAAGCAACAAAAAUUAGAACACAGAUUAGAAUAUACAUUUUUUGUUGUUCUUGUUGAAAAAAGUGUGAGUCUCAAUUAUAGCCUUGCUGUCUUUCACUGAGUAUCUGUUCUGAAUUUAAAAUAUGAUACAGAAUUAGAACAUAAACGAGAGUUAGACAAUUUAUUUUACAAAGUGGAAUUCCCAGAGUCAUUAGAGCACUGGUACUUUUUACCAGAUAUCCACUCUGGAUUUAAAAAGGGAUAAUGAAGUGAAGCAUAAACUAGAAUAAGCCAUCUUAUUUCAUGAAAGCGGGAUUUUGUGGGCUGCAAGCUUGCCACAUUUUAACAUAGAAUGCAUGACCAUCUUCUAAUAAAAAGUUAUGCAUAGUUCGUGUGGAAGGGAAAUAUCACUGAUUAAAGUUCAAAAGCAGUGUAUGUGAUGGAAACUCAAUUUUGUUUACCCAGAAUUCCUAGUAUAGUGAUUCAGCUAUGGCAUAUGUAACCGUAAUUAUCAUGUGCUUGCAUGGUACAUACCAGCACUACAAUGUGUCCAAGUUAGUGACUAAUAAAACCUUUUUCAUGAUUAUAUCAUCCUGUUGGCAAAGAAAACUCCUGAACUCUACCAUAAUGAUAUUGGGCAUAUUUUUUCUUUGCACUGUAUGUGGACAUAUGGUUUAGUUUUAUUAAUUUUAUAGAUUUAUUGACAGAAAAUAUGGACUGACUUUGUUACCAUAAUUGCAGGAAUGGUUUUAGAUGCUGCUGACUUGCAAACAUCACACAUUUUCAAAACUUCAGUUACUGGUCAUCAGUGUUUUGUGUGUGUGUGUGUGUGUGUGUGUGUGUGUGUGUGUGUGUGUGUGUGUGUGUGUGUGUGUGUGUAUUCUACAUUGUUUGUAAAGUGUAUUUUCAUUACUGCUUGCAGAUUUUGUGAUUUUUCUAUAUAUAACUUAUGUUUCCUUACAGAUACAUGGUGCUUAGUAGGCUUUUUUGAUUUUACUGAUUACUGUUAAAGAUGCAUUACUUGAUGUUUUUCAGUUUUUUCAAUGUUCUAAAUACCUGCAUGAAGUAAUUUUUGUUUCAUGUGUUACUACUUAUUGUGUUCAUAUCUCUCAAGGUAUAUGGGUAAACAAAAAACAGCUCAGUGGGUCCUUAUUCUUUAAACUUUCAUGUAAGGGAAUGUACAAUUAUUAUUAUAGGGAAUCAAUGUAGCAGAGAUUAUGCAGAUCUAAGACCAACUGCAUGCCUGGUAGGAUACAUCAAAAUGAUUAAAAGUGAAAUGACAUGAAAAGAGUGAAUGCUGUUUAUUGUUUGGAAGCAGUGUUAUUCUUAACAGAAAGAGCCAAAAUGAAGCAAUAUGCUUAAGUAAGGUGUUAUCUUUUGCCAAAAUUACUCAUAGUACAAUCAUAAUAAAGUCUGUCUGUAGGUAUGUGUUAUGAUGGAAUAUAAAGAACCUUUGUAGCAGAAACAUUCAGCUGUAUUUCCUGCUUCAGUUAAUUUAAGGAACAUUGUUUCAUUAAUGUAUCACAUCUCAUUUGAUGCAUUGUUUCUUAAUUAGAUGUCAUUGCUAAAGUUAUAGUAUAAUUUCCAGAAUAAAGCAGCAACUGCAGGUAAAGAGGGCAUCCUCAUGAUACAUUA
Protopterus annectens (West African lungfish) is the source of this 2780-nucleotide messenger RNA. RefSeq names its product PDZK1 interacting protein 1 (gene PDZK1IP1). NCBI's taxonomy places the organism in Eukaryota, Metazoa, Chordata, Ceratodontiformes, Protopteridae. The record is from RefSeq and is a predicted model, not a curated record. The transcript has 4 exons. Bases 109 to 597 code for a protein of 162 amino acids.